Molecule: messenger RNA, 1899 nt
Organism: Saccostrea echinata
Lineage: Eukaryota; Metazoa; Mollusca; Bivalvia; Ostreida; Ostreidae
Exons: 1
Coding region: 1-1707 (568 amino acids)
Source: RefSeq, a predicted model, not a curated record
AUGAGGAGGCAUUGGCGAUCAAACACAAUAUGCCUUGUCUUGGCUUUUAUUGGUUUAAUCACAUGGAUUUUCACUAGCCACGUUUUCAAUUCGAACGUUUCAAAGAAGUCUGUUGUUGAAUUUGAAGUGCCAAGAAAAGUGGCCAAACAGUUUUUGUUACAUCCGCAAGGAGGGGUGGAUAAUGUAGAAAACAAGGACAAACGCUACUCACAGGUUAAACAAGAUGAAGUAGUUUACGAAAUUCUUAAAAAAGAGGGAGGAUUUUUCCUCGAUAUUGGUGCUCACGAUGGAGAGUUUUUGUCGAACACUCUUUGGUUGGAGAGACGACAUGACUGGACAGGACUUCUGAUAGAGGCUAAUCCUGAACUCUGUGAAAAAAUAGAUAAAUUAAAACGAAACGCGUGGAGACUGUGUGCCUGUUUAUCAAAAACUCAGAAAAGUGUUUCAUUCAUCAAAGGAGGUGGUGUAGGUGGUAUCGUAAGCCACAUCGAUGAGCACCACAUGAAAAUGCUAGACCAGAAAAACAAAAUAACAGUACCUUGCUUCAGUUUGGAGCAGAUUUUGGAUGCUAUUGGAAUCCAUCAUAUUGAUUUUUAUUCACUAGAUGUUGAAGGAGCAGAAAUGGCUGUUCUAGAAUCCUUGAAGACUGGGCUAAAGUCUGGUGCCUUUACAGUGGACGUUUGGUCCAUUGAAUAUAGAGUAUGGGAUGGUCAAAAGAUAGUAGUUGAGGAAUCUGUGAAGAAUUUGAUGGCCUUAAGAAACUACUUUAAAGACAUUGGAGGAUAUUUUGAACAUUCACAGUUAUCAACGGAUGAAAAUAAUAAGGAUGGGUAUGCUUUGGAUGUAGUAUUUGUUCGCACAGCAACGUGGUGUAAAACCCGAGAAAGUUUUCCAAACGGGACAAGCUGUCCAGGAAAGGAGAAAGUGUAUCACAUAAACGACUAUCUCAUGGCCCCACACCCUUACAAAAUAGUAGAGAAUGUAGACAAAAUGUACUCUCAGGCUCAACAAGACAAACUUGUGUAUGACAUUGUUAAAAAAGAUGGAGGAUUUUUCGUUGACAUUGGUGCGCACGAUGGACAGUUCUUAUCCAAUACGCUGUGGCUGGAGAGAAAACACAGCUGGACGGGUCUUCUUAUUGAAGCUAAUCCGGAUCUCUGUCGACGUAUAGAUCAGCUGAAGCGCCAUGCCUGGAGAAUGUGCGCGUGUCUGUCUAACACACAGAAGACGGUGUCCUUUAUUAAAGGUGACGGGGUAGGUGGUGUGGAGGAGCACAUUGACCAACAUCAUAUCAAAAUGUUGAACAAACAAAAUAAAAUUACUGUCCCCUGUUUUAGCCUGGAAGAUGCGUUGAAUACAAUUAAAGUCAACCAUAUUGAUUUUUAUUCACUAGACGUUGAAGGCGCAGAAAUGGCGAUUCUGGAGUCUUUAAAAGAAGGACUAAAAUCAAAGCGUUUUACUGUUGAUGUUUGGGCGAUUGAGUAUAGAGUGUGGGACGGACAAAAAGUUGUUGUGGACAAAGCUUUAGAAAAUUUGAAUGCAUUAAGAAAAUAUUUCCAAAAUAUUGGUGGUUACAGUGAACAUUCUCAGCUCUCUAACGAUGGGAAUUUUAAAGAUGGAUAUGCGUUAGAUGUUGUCUUUGUACGUAACGAAAUGUGGUGCAAGUCCCAUGAAAAAUUACCAGACGGUAGUCCAUGUGCAAAAUAAGGCCACUGACUGUUGAGGAUACAUGUAGUAAACUCAGAAUCUCAAAUACAUUAAAGUUGAUAUUUAAUAUUUUUAUAAGCAUUAAAAAAAAAUAUGGACGACUUGCUGAAUGUUUGGCAAAAGUGAUAUAAGUUUUAUUUCAUGAGAUUUUCCCAUACAUUCAGUCAUUCUACGAUAAAAGGACCAUUUCGG